This is a messenger RNA of Aspergillus affinis, 423 nucleotides long. Its product is annotated as YOS1 family protein. The transcript is spliced from 3 exons. Bases 1 to 423 code for a protein of 140 amino acids. Lineage: Eukaryota; Fungi; Ascomycota; Eurotiomycetes; Eurotiales; Aspergillaceae. Gene Ontology annotation, biological process: endoplasmic reticulum to Golgi vesicle-mediated transport. Gene Ontology annotation, cellular component: endoplasmic reticulum membrane; COPII-coated ER to Golgi transport vesicle; Golgi membrane. The record is from RefSeq and is a predicted model, not a curated record.
AUGCUCGGCCGUCUCAUCUACGUCCUCCUCCUAAUGGUCAACGCCAUCGCAGUCCUCUCCGAAGACCGCUUCCUCGCAAGGAUCGGAUUCGGUCGCCCGCAAGCUGACCCGGCCUUCGGCGCAACGUACGACAGCACCAGCGUGAAAGCGAAAUCGGUCAAUUUGAUCGCCAGUGUGAGGACUGUGAUGCGGACUAACGCGAACGCUCUCUCUGGCUACAACAGUACCCCUAAUCGUAUUCAACACGAUGGUAAUCGGGUACGAGCUGGUCCUCGGGUGAUCCGUGGUCUACGUUUUACAAAUACAAAUACCAAUUUCGCAUUUUCUUUACGUUCCGUUUCGUCUUCAUUGUUUCGAUUCUAUUUCCGAUUCGAUGAUCGAUGUUUGAUUCAUUUUGAUUCGGUUUUGGGUAUGGAUGAUUGA